Diabrotica virgifera virgifera (western corn rootworm) is the source of this 868-nucleotide messenger RNA. Its product is annotated as adrenodoxin-like protein 1, mitochondrial. The coding region runs from base 290 to 796 and encodes 168 amino acids. Lineage: Eukaryota; Metazoa; Arthropoda; Insecta; Coleoptera; Chrysomelidae. Gene Ontology annotation, cellular component: mitochondrion. The record is from RefSeq and is a predicted model, not a curated record. Gene Ontology annotation, biological process: positive regulation of oxidoreductase activity; P450-containing electron transport chain. Gene Ontology annotation, molecular function: 2 iron, 2 sulfur cluster binding. The transcript has 3 exons.
CCGAAGAAUGAUAAUUAGAAUAAUCAGCUUCAUAAUUUUAAAUAAAGGGAAUAAUUUUGUGUACGGAUUAAGAAUUAUACUAGCGAACUAGUUUUUGGCUCUGCCUAGAAUAGAAAAUAAAAGAUGACUUCAUGCAGUAGUUCCAAUUUUUUAAACCUACAGAUACCAAAAAGAAGAAAAUAGAAAAAUCAACUGACUAACCUCAAAAUUUUAAAUGUUGAAUUUUGUUUACUUCUUUGAACAAAAAUAUGUGUAUUUUUUGUGAUAUAUAAAGAGAUUCUCUACAGUUAUGUUAAAUCAUGCAAAGUAUAUAUGCAAAUUAUUGCAAGUAACUCUAAAUACGAGAAGAAUACCUACUAAUGUAAAUAUUAAACAUUUUCGAACUUCUUUAUAUAAUUUUCAUGGUGAAUACGAAUGGCAAGAUCCAAAAUCUGAAGAUGAAGUAGUCAAUAUUACAGUUAUAACAAAAGAUGGAGAGAAAGUACCUAUAAGAGGAAAAGUAGGAGAUAACUUACUCUAUUUAGCUCAUAGAUAUCAAAUACCAAUGGAAGGUGCUUGUGAGGCAUCUUUAGCAUGUACCACAUGCCAUUGCUACGUUCAAAGCGACCACCUUGAUAUUUUACCAGAAGCAACAGAAACUGAAGAAGAUCUUCUAGAUAUGGCUCCCUUUUUAAAAGAGAACUCGAGAUUAGGUUGUCAAAUUGUCUUAAAUAAAGAUCUAGAAGGUUUAGAAGUUGAAUUACCAAAAGCCACUAGGAAUUUUUAUGUAGAUGGACAUACACCAAAACCACAUUAGAUUGUUAUUUUAAGAAUUUGUAAACUUUUAUUAUAAGUUGUAGUAUUAAAUGGUAAAAGACGUUUCUCAUUA